Messenger RNA from Python bivittatus (Burmese python), 8019 nucleotides. The record is from RefSeq and is a predicted model, not a curated record. Lineage: Eukaryota; Metazoa; Chordata; Lepidosauria; Squamata; Pythonidae.
UCUGCUGAUUAUAUCUGAGUGGAUGCUGUUCUUUUCCCUUCACAUAGAAAAGUCAUCCUUCAGGAGUUAGACACAGUUAAAGGCCCACUUAGGGUAGCCACAGUCACUCUCAGAACAAUUACAACUUUGCCUCAUAUAAAGCACCAAAAGCCACUCUUUAGAGAUGCUCUUGAGAAUGCUAGUUUACCAGUUUAUAAAAAGAGAAGGCAGCACGCUGUGCCCGGCCUUGGUACUCAUUCGAAUGAUGACUCACAAACAAAUUCAGUGCAUUCAUUAUAUGCAAAUAUGUCAUAGUAUGAUGACCACACUAAGCUGAAUUCCCCGAUUCAUAUUCCCCUUUUGUGGAUGAUAAUAGACCUUCUUUGGCAACUUCAAGGGAGUUUUUCACUACCUGCUCCAAUUUAUCUGAAAAUGUUACCAUCAGUGUGACAGUUUAUGAUGAGUAUACUUUGCAUCAAAUCAAGUUAAACUUACCUGUUGCACCAUAUACUGAUAUAACUGAGUGGUCUGAUACCGACAGGGUCUGAAAUUGACAUACAGCCCACCCAAAAUAGAUCCUUACAGAUUCAACUGUCUAUUGAUACUUUUAUCCAUCUGUCAGCUUCCAAUGAUGACCUGUAUUAGCUUUGUUGUACACCGCCCAGAGUCGCCUAUGGUGAGAUGGGUGGCUAUAUAAAAUGAUUUAAUAAAUGAAAUAAAAAAUUAUUUGCCAAUUUAGCCUCACUAAACCAUCCACCAUCUGCAGAGAAGUGAGUCCUCUGACAUUAAAUCCAAAGAACUCUGUGAUCCUACUGUCAUAGAGUAUUGCAGGGUGACACAUAAGAUUUAAGGACCUGGAUUCAUGUAUUAUGGAUUUUUUUUUUUUUAUUUCAACAGGUGACUUUUGUCUAAAUGGCUACAAUUGCCUAUCACUUCCUGCACUGCAAGGGACUGGGCAGGAUAGAUCACUGGGAGCCUUAAUAUACAUUGGUCAGCUACUUUAAAAGCUAAAGAUAGCUUACUAAAGUCCCUGAGUCAUUAUGCCCAGGAUGCUUUGUUUCAAUUUACUAAGACUUCUCUGUUCUUAAUUAGUGUAUACUAAUUUACCCCAAUUUACUCAUGUGUAUAGGUAAGGGAACUAUGACCUAGAACUCUCUUUAAACAAUCUUUUGAAGUUUCCCCCUCUGCUUUGGAGGUAAUUUUAGAUGACUUCAAUGCCAGAAUGAGGGCGAAUGACAAUCUCCUAUAUUCUAUACAAACUAAGUAACCCAGAUUAUGAAAUAGCCCUUGUUUACUCCCAAGCAAAUCCAAAGAUGAGAGAGAGGACUUAAUAGGCUUGACCUUUUCCUUCUGAAUGGGGCAAUAAGUACUGCAGCAAUUAUCCUGCACAAUUUUCCCAUUCAACAUAAGCUAGAUUCUCUCUCCUAUAUUAUACCAUCAUUUCUAGGGGCCUCAGCUCCUUUCUACUUAAUUGUCAAAUUCCAAAAUUACUAUGAGAGCAUCCACUUUCCCAAUAUUUUAAACUUGAAAGCUUUUUAAACCCUUUAAUUAGAACCUGGUAUGAUUCCUAGUAAUGAAUCCAAGUUAAUCUCAGCCCAUGAAAAGUGUUCUUCUCAGUGAAAAGAGGAAAUGUUAUAGCUCAGAACCACUAUUUUAAAAUGUGAGAACAAAGCUGGCAUACUCAUUUUCUACAACCAUUUGAUUCAGCUUUUACAAAAAUAAUCUUAUAAGUAAAGGCAACUGCUUCCUAAUUCACCAACUAUGGCUCAACCAAAGAAGCUAGAAGGCCAGAACAGACUUGAUUACUUGUUUUAAUAGAGAGAUGAUCCUUCACACAUCAUUCAAGAUUUACUUAUCAUGAAGAUGUGAUACAAAAGUACAAUGUAGAGGAUUAACUCAAUAAAAGAAAAAACAAACACUCAGGGAAAUCUGGCUACAACUGACUGAUGCAGCACAUGAGAAAAAAACCAGCCAUAUUCUGGCAUUAUAUCAUCCCUCAGCUUUGUGCCUGCUCUUCUUGAUCCCCUUAUUAAACACAGCUGUUGUGAGGAUCAUGUUUGAACUCUGUAAAUGGUUGAUGAGACACCUGCCUUUGAAAUAGAGCUCAGUAAGGCUGAAGGCCCACUCCUUCAGUGGCCUCAAGUGACAAAUAAUGAAAAUGGUAGACCUAAUUAAGUAGGUUAAUCCUGGUAAAGGACCAGGUGUGGACUUUUUCACAGCCAAGGUUUUAUGUUCCAACAUGGAUAGGUGAGUCCUGGUUUGUUCUUUGUUUACAUUUAUUAUUCCUAAAGAUAACAGCUUUGCUUUAAUGGUGCCCAUUUAUAUAAUAAAAUGGGCACCAGAAUCUUCCAGCCAAUUACUGACUCAUCAGCUGCCUCAGCAUCAUUAGCAAGAUGUAUGCUAAGACCUUAGGGUUAAGCUCUUCAAUUUGAUCUGGAGAAUAUACUGGCUGGGGAACAAAUUGGAUUUAGAACUGGCUGCUACAUCUUCAAUCAUCCUUAAUUCUACAACAUCUGGCUAAAAAGUACACCUCCACACCAUGGGCUCUGAUCAAUGAAAACUUUAUGAACUUCAGAGCAGCCUUUGACCUAAUUUGCAGGCCUAAUCUGUGAUGCAAAUUACAAAACUCCUCUACAGACAGAAGGCUGCUCCUGCUUAUCUGUAGACCUUUAUGAUAAAAACACCAUAAAAGUUAGAUGUGGCUAAAGGCCACUAUACCAAUGAGAUCCCUGUUAAUAGGGGAGUCCAACAUGGCUGCAAUUUUGCCCCAUUUAAUUAUUACAUGACUGCAUUAGUUGCUAUGAUGAAUGAUCUUUCCCAUCCCUCCACCGCCCCCCCCCCAAAUUAGCAGAAAAACAUAUACAGAUAAUGCAGUUUUUAAUGCAGUUUCCAAAGACUGUAACUGGUCUAAUGAUCUCUGCGAGCAUUGGCUGAUCACUGUGUCUCCGAAGCUUUGGAAAUUAACUACAAUAAGACCAGCAUGGUGGUUUUUGCAAAAUGCCCUAAAUGGCAUAUUUGGACAUUAAACAAUCAUCCUAUUGAACAGAUUCAAUCAUUUAAAUACCCAAAUAUAGUUUAUCAUGCCCCAACCUCAUGCAGAAUGCAUAGAGAAUAUGUAAUACAAAACAUCCAGAGAACUGUAACAGCACUACAAUCAUUUUUCUACAUCAAGGGGUCGUUUUUGUCCCUGCUGUACUUUGAAUGUCCUCUGCUAAAGACAGAGCACAACUGCUAUUCAGCGUCCCAAUAGGUCCAUAUAGUUACUUUGCUCUUUCUGAAAGAGUCCAGACCAAAACUUUCAGGAACAUAUUCCAAGACCCUCAAAUGUAAUUGUUUGCCACGAAGCUGAUAAUAGUAAGAUUAAGACCAAUACUUGGUAACACAUUUUUAUAUACUGGGCCAAAAUAUACUUCCUUCUGUAGGCCUGACCCCUCAGACUCUUAUUGACAAUUUUGUUUCAUCCUGAUCCAAAGCAAUACUAUAGGUUAAAAAAAAAAAAGGAGUUCUUUGUUUUUCCUUAACCCGCCUCUGCCCACUCGGGCACAGUGUGCAAUUGCAGUUUUGCGGCAACGUUUAAGGAUAUGGAUACAAUUGGCAUCUCUUCCCAAAAGUAUACUCCUAAGUAGCUCUUUCAGCCUCCUUAGACCUGCCAGAUACCUUGGUCAAAUCAAAAUCCCUAAACAGAGGUGGGCAUUCUGCCUACCUUGGGGUAAUGUCCUUCCUGCAGUGAACUUAGCAGAGAGCAACAAAGGCUAAGGUUUUGCCCAUGUGACGAAGGGACUGACGCAACCAUUAAAUGCACUUUGAUUAUAUUGCUCGUUUUCAGCUGGCACACAUUCAGAGUUGGUAACUCCACAUUUAAUAAAUGUCCUGGUCAUUAUGACAAGUUUCAUUUACAGUUUUUACUUUCAAAUAUACUCUGUCCCUGUAAAUGCAGCUAAAUUCUGUUACGUCGUAUGAAAAAUGGGUAGUUGAUUCAUUAAUACGCCCAGUUAAUUUCAUGUUUUACACUUAUCCAUAGACGUGUAACCUGUUUUACAGUAUUGAGUUUUAUUAUGUACUGGUCUUUGACCACAAUAAACAUUUCUUCUGCUUUCUAUAUCUGGGACUUCAUGAGUAGCAGGCAAAUAACUUCUGGUAGACACUCCUAUAUUUGUAAAAUAUGUAAAAGAAGGGAACAGGAAAAGGAUAUUCUUUUUGAAUCUCUCUGCUGUAAGAGAAGCAUGUUUUCAUCACUCAGGAGCUAUGAAAUGGGAAACAUGGAAAAUGCUUCCAUUUUAGAAGAGCUACUGAUAAAGAAGUCUCAGCGGAAGAUAAAAAUCUCCCCAGAUAAUUACAAAAAACGAUUGUUUGUUCUGACAAAAGCAAGUCUCUCCUAUUAUGAAUAUGGCAAAGAAAAAAAAGGAGCUAAGAAAGGAUCAAUUGACAUUAAGAAAAUUCUAUGUGCUGAAGUGGUGAAUCUUGAGGAACCAUCCCCUCCAGAGACACAAUAUUCAUUCCAGAUUGUGUACAGAGGAGGCCUAUUGUAUGUUUUCUCAGCAAAUGAAGAAAGCCGGAGGCAGUGGUUGGAAGCUUUGCAUAAAGAGAUUAGUGGCAAUACAGAUUUACUAAAAAAGUAUCAUAAAGGAUUCUUUUCAAACGGGAAGUUCUCAUGUUGCAAUCAGGCUUGCAAAGCAGCUCCAGGAUGCACAAUAUGGGAAAAAUAUUCCAGCCUACACAAUGUAAGCAGUGCAAUGAAGCCACUCCCGCCUAUCCCAAGACAACUGAAGAUGAAGUAUUUUCACAAAUCUCCAAAUUUGACAUCUCACAAGCCAUUUCUGAAAGAAGUUCUGGCUGUUUAUGAUUAUGAACCAGAAGGAAACUCUGAUAUUCACCUCAUCAAAGACAACAAAUAUUAUGUCUUGAGUGAUGAGAAUCUUGACUGGUGGCAAGUGAGAGAUUCUGAAGGAAACGAAGGCUUUGUUCCCUGUUCUUAUUUGAAGGAGGUAUCUCAGACCAGUGAAGAACUGCGAAAAACCACUAACACAGCUGAAGUGAUGUCUUCUGAAGAGGAUGAAAACAUUGAUGAAUACCACUGGUAUGCUGGAAAUCUCUCAAGGGUCCAGGCAGAACAACUGCUACAGGAGAAGGGGAAAGAAGGUGCUUUCAUGGUUCGCAAUUCCAGUCAUGUGGGAAAACACACUGUGUCAGUGCUCAGCAUGACUUCUAGCACUGAAAAAGGAACAGUAAAACAUUAUCAUGUUCAUGUCAACAAUGCAAAUCAGUUCUACCUGGCUGAGAAUUACUGUUUCAGUUCACUUCCCAAACUUAUUGACUAUCAUCAACACAAUUCAGCAGGUAUGGUCACAAGACUCCGACAUGCAGUGUCUCCAAAGGCAAGCCUUCUACCACCUGUACCACUGGACAAAGGAACCUGGGAGCUUAACCGCGAAGAGAUUGUUUUAGGGGAAGAGAUAGGGAGUGGAUAUUUUGGAGUGGUGAAGAGGGGAAGGUGGAAAGGAAAAUAUGAUGUGGCUGUUAAAAUGAUCAAGGAGGCAUCAAUGUCUGACGAUGAAUUCCUUGAAGAGGCUGAAACCAUGAUGAAGCUGGACCACCCCAAACUUGUAAAACUAUAUGGAGUGUGCACCAAAUUGUUUCCCAUGUAUAUAGUGGCCGAAUACAUGGCUAACGGCUGCUUGAUUGACUAUUUAAAAAGCCAUGGAAAAAAAUUACCUCAGCCUCAGCUUGUGGAGAUGUGUUACCAUGUUUGUGAAGCAAUGACUUUUCUUGAGAGUCACCAGUUCAUACACCGAGACUUGGCUGCUAGGAAUUGUCUGGUUGAUGCUGACCUAAUCGUGAAGGUAUCUGAUUUUGGAUUGACAAGGUAUGUGCCAGAUGAUCAGUAUAUCAGUUCUGUAGGAGCUAGAUUUUCAAUGUUGUGGUCUGCACCAGAGGUUUUUAAUUAUACCAAGUUCAGCAGCAAGUCUGAUGUAUGGGCUUUUGGAAUUUUAAUGUGGGAAGUCUUCACUUUGGGGAAGGAGCCCUAUGGUCGAUAUGAUAAUAUACAAGUGGCUGAAAAGAUAGGUCGUGGUUAUCGGCUUUAUCGCCCAAAAUUGGCUUCUACAGCAAUCUAUCGAAUAAUGCACAGCUGCUGGCAUGAGCUGCCAGAAAAACGACCCACCUUUCACCAUCUGCUUUCACUCCUGGAAGCACACAGGAAAAGUGACAAACCUGGGAAACGAGUUCAUCUUAAAUGAUUAAGCAUGAAUAGUGGUACUGAAGGAGGCAGGAAAGUCUCCACUGGACAGCAGAAAGCAGUGAAGAAAGAGGUUUAGUCACAGCGGGUAUCAAACUACUACUGAUAUCAUCCCUAUUAUACAGUUUUGAAGCAGCCCUUGAAAUUGUUGGGUUAUAAAUUUUCUGUAAUCUAUAUCAGUGCAACAUCAUCAUUUAUUAGACCAACUCAAGUCACAAUAAUCUGAAAACUUUUGAAUUCUCAAACGCUUCAUCAGGAACAAUUGCACCAUUUUUUUUUAUCUGAGUUGUCUAACACAUUUAUUUCCCACAUGUGAAUUAUGGAAUUUCUUUUAGUCAACAUAAUUAACUUUUUUUUUUUUUGCAUGUUUGUUCUGGUUUGUUUGUUCAUUUAAGUAUAAUCCUGAAACUUUUAGAAAUCGGGGGGGGGGGGGGCUUUUUUACUCCCAUGGGUUAAUAAAAUACUUUGCUAUUUUUCUUUUCAAUUAUGUCUUCAGCAAAGAAUAUAUAACAAAAGAAAAAUCUUAUAAUUGGGAAAUAAAGUGAACUACAAAACAGGGUUCCAAAGUUUAUGCAGUUGGUGUCAGAUUUUUUUUUAGGGGUGCUUAAAGUUUACUUACACAAUAUUAAUAUCUGGGUGGGAAAAAGGAAUAUCUUUUUAGCAUCAGCUUUUAGUAAGAAUACAACAGCGAAGUUGAAAGCAAGAACUUACAGUAGACAACAUAAUAGUAAUAAUGCAAACCUGGGAAGGAUUGUUAGUUUACAGAAAAACUCCAAAAGGUUCUAGACAGGCUUGAGCAGCGGGCUGAAGUGAAUAAAAUGGAAUUUAACAGGGAAACACAUGAAGUUUGGCAAAUGGGUAGGAAAAAUGAAAGGCACAAAUAUAAGACGGGGAAGAUCUGGCUCUUACAGUAAUACAUGUGAAAACAGACUGGCCCAGCUGAGCAUGAGCCAGCAGUGUGAAGGAGCUGCUAAAAAAGGCAAAUUCUACUUUGAGGUAUAUUAGUUGGAGCAUAGGGGAAGUUGUUCCACAAUACCUGGCCUUGGUCAGACCCCACUUGGAAUAUUGUGUCCAUCUCUGGGCACCACAGUUCAAAAAGGACAGUGACAAAUUGAAAUGAGUUCAGAGAACAGCUGCCAAGAUGGUGAAGGGUCUGGAAGACAAGCCCUAUGAGGAAUGGUUGAAGGAUUUGGUGUGUUUGGCCUAAAGAAAGUUGACUGAGGGGAGAUAUGGUAGUAAUUUUCGAAUAUCUGAAAAAGUUGUCACAUAAAGAAGAUCAUGACCUAUCUAUUGCCCCAGAGGGCAUGAUCAGAACCAAUGGAACCUACAUGGAAGUAAGUUCAGACUAUACAUGAAGAGGAAUUUCCUGAUAGAACAAGCAUUCAGCCAAUGAAACAGACUGCCACAUGAAGUGGUGAGUGCUCCUUCACUGACAAUCUUCUUCAACUAGAUGGUCAUCUAUCAAAGCUGCCCUAGAUGCAUUGAACAGGGAUUUGACUAGAUAAUCUCUGAGAUCUCUUUCAGCUGUAUGAUUCUGUGAACUGAGAAGCUUGAAGACUGUUUCAAGGAUUUUUUUUUACCAUAUGUGUUUUUAUAAGUGACACCUCUAUAUUAUGUCUGAUGAGGCAAAUAGCAACUUUGUAUGGAGGUGUGUGAUUAUAAUCAGACAAAAGGCAUAGUAGUCUUGGGGGGGGGGGAAGACAAGUACACAGUUUUGAUCCAGAGAUGACAACACACAACUGCUUUAUUAAAAAAAAAAAAAUUGGGAAAGAUUAACUGGAGGCCAUGGAGGAAUUCAGGUUGAA